Molecule: messenger RNA, 1908 nt
Organism: Histoplasma mississippiense
Lineage: Eukaryota; Fungi; Ascomycota; Eurotiomycetes; Onygenales; Ajellomycetaceae
Exons: 2
Coding region: 1-1908 (635 amino acids)
Molecular function (GO): ATP binding; RNA helicase activity; nucleic acid binding
Source: RefSeq, a predicted model, not a curated record
AUGUUUUCCAGACAGAACGCCAACGAUGUAACUGAGAGCUUCAAUUCUGAGAAGAGCACCUGUUAUUUGGCAAUAACUAUGGAUUGGAUCGCUGAAAAUAGACCCCCUGGACCACCCCCGGAGCCCUUUGAACGCUCUCCUACACCACCUCCGCCGCCACCCGUAUCGCUGGUGCCGCCUCCGCCACCAGAUGCCGCUGCUCCUCCUCCGCCCCCGGAUUCAAUAGCUCCUCCUCCUCCUCCUCCCGAAGAUGCGCCGCUUCCCGAGCCGCCUGCAGCUAAGAGAAAGAAGGUUGGCUGGGGAAGUCAGCGGUCAGCGACGCCUCUGAGUGUUGAGGAACUACUCCGAAAGAAGCGGGAAGCUGAUGAAGCUGCAUCAAAGCCUAAAUUCCUCACAAGAGCAGAAAGAGAGAAGCUCGCAUUAGAGAAACGCGCGAAAGAGGUGGAAAAUAAAAAGCGACUGCAAACAAACGGCGCCAGGCCCUCGCCUCGAAAUUCUGAAACGAACGGUUAUAAUUCUUCAGCAUCAAGAAGUGAUGGAAUUGAUGGAUCUUCCCGGGCCCCAAUUCCCACGGGGCCCCGUGGCAUGAGACACGGAGAAAUCCCAACUGCUCCAGCCGCGAUGCGCACGAAACAAAAUGAUAUGCCUCCACCUCCCUCUCCCGGUCAGAAGGCUGAACAAAAGGGAGAAAAGCGGCCUUCUCCAGAAGAAGCACAAGCGGCCUUGAUACGACAACGAUAUAUGGGAAGUGACCAGACGUCGAAUUUCUCUGCGAAGAAAAAACGGAGGAGGACAACGGAAAGGAAAUUUAACUUCGAGUGGAAUGCGGAUGAAGAUACUAGCCCCGAUUACAAUCCACUCUAUCAAAACCGUUCGAUUGCAAAUUUCUUUGGUCGAGGUCGCUUAGCUGGGUUCAGUGACGAAUUUGCAGAUGCGGUUACAAGAAACUACGCAAGAGCUUUAGAAGAUAGAGAUCCGGAGGCUGGUAGAGCCAGAGCGAGGGAGAUUUUGGAAAUGGAAAGAAGAAGGAAAGAAGAAGGGGGACGGCAUGCCUUGGAUGCACAUUGGUCCGAGAAGAAGUUGGAACACAUGCGCGAGAGGGACUGGCGAAUAUUCAAGGAAGAUUUCAACAUCAGUACCAAGGGAGGAAGCAUUCCCAAUCCCAUGCGGUCGUGGGCCGAAUCGGGAUUACCAAAACGCCUUCUUAGUAUUGUUGAGCAAGUUGGAUACACCGACCCGUCGCCUAUUCAGCGAGCUGCUAUCCCUAUUGCGUUGCAAAAUCGAGACCUUAUCGGUGUUGCUGUGACUGGUUCCGGAAAAACUGCAGCAUUCUUACUCCCUCUGCUCGUCUACAUAGCAGAACUCCCACGACUAGAUGAGUUUGAAUGGAGAAGAAAUGACGGUCCGUAUGCGAUAAUCCUAGCGCCGACACGCGAAUUAGCCCAACAAAUCGAAAUCGAAGCUAAGAAGUUCUCUGUCCCUCUUGGAUUCAACGUUGUCAGUAUUGUCGGUGGUCAUUCGCUGGAAGAACAGGCUUACAGUUUGCGCAACGGGGCGGAGAUCAUCAUCGCCACCCCCGGCCGUUUGGUAGACUGUAUCGAGAGACGGAUGAUUGUCCUUAGUCAAUGCUGCUACGUUAUCAUGGACGAAGCCGACCGUAUGAUUGAUCUCGGCUUUGAGGAGCCUGUGAACAAAAUCCUCGACGCUCUCCCCGUCACAAAUCAGAAACCGGAUACUGAAGACGCAGAAAACGCCCAAGCAAUGAGCCGACAUAUCGGCGGCAAAGACCGAUAUAGGCAAACGAUGAUGUAUACCGCCACCAUGCCUUCUGCCGUCGAGCGAAUUGCACGCAAAUACCUCCGACGGCCCGCGAUCGUCACAAUCGGCAACAUCGGCGAAGCCGUUUGA